AUGCUAAAGUCUACUAGAGUGUUUUCUGUUCAAGUGUCUGCCAGGAAUAUCUCAAAGUCCACUUUGAGGUUUGCUAAUAAUGGGAAACCUCAAAAUCCGCCCAUAGAUCCUUCCUUACAUAUGAGGAUUUCCCCCAUUAUUCGUACUGGAGAAACGAUAGAUGUCAAGCGUGCAAGGCUAGUUUACCAAUCCAGGAAGAGGGGUAUUUUGGAGAGUGAUUUGCUAUUAAGCAGGUUUGCCAAAAAGUACCUCAACAAGAUGUCCAUGGAAGAGUUAGAUGAGUACGAUAAAUUAUUGGAUGAGGCAGAUUGGGACAUUUACUAUUGGGCAACGAAAAACUUCAAGAUCACUCCUUUACCGGAAAAAUGGCAAGAUUCUAAGAUACUAAACUUAUUACAAGAAGAAGCAGAGAAUAAGGAAAAGGUCAUUUUGAGAAUGCCUGAGUUGGAUGAAAAUGAUUUUCUCGGGACAAAGUGA
This is a messenger RNA of Lodderomyces oxycetoniae, 477 nucleotides long. RefSeq names its product succinate dehydrogenase assembly factor. Gene Ontology annotation, biological process: tricarboxylic acid cycle; mitochondrial electron transport, succinate to ubiquinone; mitochondrial respiratory chain complex II assembly. Bases 1 to 477 code for a protein of 158 amino acids. The record is from RefSeq and is a predicted model, not a curated record. Lineage: Eukaryota; Fungi; Ascomycota; Pichiomycetes; Serinales; Debaryomycetaceae. The transcript has a single exon. Gene Ontology annotation, cellular component: mitochondrion.